AUGAAAAGGUCCGCAAGAUGAUGAGAGUUUACAUUCUGAUCGUAGUACUCCUGCUGGGAUUCGGGUCGGCGCAGCAGACUGAGGGCAAGGCCUGUCCGCAGCCGGAACUCAUUGUACCCUGCAGAUGUUUACUGCGAGACAAGGAGUAUCAAAUUUGGUGUUCACACAGUGAUUUCCCUAGGGUACUCGAAGGAUUGAAGGCCGUGGGCAAGCACAUCUUUCGACCUAUCGACGAAUUGAUCUUGGAGAACAACAAUUUACCAUCAUUGCCAGGAAAGGCAUUUCUUCCGUUGAAGGUGAUGCGGCUGAUGUUGCGCAACAACAAUUUGGAACGCGUCGCGGAUGGAUGGUUGUCGGGAUUGGAAACCUCGCUGAUGGAGCUCUUCGUCGUUGAACCGGAGCUACGCGGCCUUCCGGAGGAAUCGCUUAGGGAUCUCAACGUGCUUGAAGCGAUCACCAUCCAAACGAACCUAAUGAAACGUCUUCCGCGAUUCUCCUCACUUCCCCGCCUCCGACACUUGCAGAUCGAAUCUCAAAGCCUUCUGGAGUUAUCACCGAGACACUUUGCAAAUCUUCCGCAACUCGAGCGAGUCCAUAUCGGAGGCAGUCCGCGAUUACAGCGACUCGAAGCGGGUUUAUUUCAAGAUCUGCCCAGAUUAAGAAUGCUAAACGUGUCUGGAUGCGGAAUCGAAUGGAUGCAUCUCAGAUCGAUCACAAGGUUGUCCGCCCUCACAGAGCUAGUUCUAGUCGGAAACAAAAUCCGCGAUGCUGGAAUGGUAGGCCGAGGGGCUCGUGAUCUUCCGCAACUGGAGAUUCUUAGAUUGGAUUCUAACGAGAUAGAGAGGUUAUCAGAAGCGGAUUUUGUGGAUCUUCCGUUGCUGAAGAAGCUUUACUUGAGCGGUAAUCGAAUUCAGGAGUUGCAUCGCGGCUCCUUCCAUCGUGUCCCCAAUUUGCGAACGCUCGAUUUGAACUUCAAUCAGCUUCGUAGAGUUCAUCCUGAAUCUUUUCUGCAACAUUCCGCGAGCGGAUUGGAAGAGCUGUGGUUGAUGAGCAACGACCUCACGCAUGUUGCAGAGCUGCGUUCGCUUUUGGACGCUUUACCGAGGCUUACCUUCCUCGACAUGAGCUUCAACAGUUUGGAGGCAAUUCCCUUCGGAGCGUUGCGUGGCCAUCCGACUCUGGAGCAUCUCAACUUGGAUUACAAUAAGAUCAGGAUUAUUGAAUCGGACGCGUUCAUGGCGAUGCCCGCGCUACGGGAGCUGCGGCUCAAAAACAACUCUCUGUCCUCCGAACAAUUAGACUUUCCUCUUUGGAAAUUGCCCUCGUUGAAGGGUUUGGAUUUGUCCGGGAAUUUCUUUACGAGAUUGGACUCGCACCUUUUAACCAACGUUCCAUCUCUUCGUAAAUUAGAUUUAAGCGGAAACGAGCUGACUUCAAUAGAUCCAGAGAUAUUCCUGCUGACGCCGGAAUUGGAGAGCAUUAAUCUCUCGCAGAACUCGUUACCAAGCGUGCAUCCUGCAACUUUCCGACACCUGGCCAAGCUCUUUGAAUUAGACUUAAGCCACAAUAGUCUUCCGGAAUUCGUGGCCGGACUUCCGAAGAACAUAGAAUAUAUUCAUCUGGAGCGCAACCUGUUAACCGAAGUACCACAGAAAUUUGACUUGCCUGCUCUGAAGAUGCUUGACAUAUCUUCGAACGCAAUACAGAGAAUUACACCGGAAUCGUUCAGGAAACUGCCGCAACUCAGGAAAUUGUAUUUAGCUAAGAACGCAUUAAACCAAAUCGAUCAGAGCUCUUUUCCAGGUCUGAGCAAACUGGAAGUGCUGGAUUUGCGCGAUAAUAGAAUAUCUAAAUUGCCUCCGGGGACCUUCAAAGAUUGCCCAAUCCUUGCCGAGUUGAAUCUGCGCGACAAUCGUUUGGAGAUGUUGGUCCCGGAAAUCUUUAGAGGUUGCGGCAAUCUAAAAGUGCUCGACGUAAGUCGCAAUCAACUGACAGAAAUCUUGAGCGGAGCUUUGGAUGAUACCAAAAAGUUGGAGGUCAUGAAAGCAGCGCACAAUUCUCUCAUUAAUUUGCCCUCGGAUCUGUACGAAUUGAAGAGUUUGAAAAUCCUAGAUCUUAGCAACAAUCGAUUACGGGAUAUGAGAAAUUUGAACGAGCUCAAAGCACUGGUCGAGAUCCGCUUGAGCAAAAAUUUCAUUCAAGAUCUUCGAUAUGGCGCGUUCGAUGGGUUACCAAACUUACAGCUGUUGGAUCUGCAGGAUAAUGAGAUCUCCGCGAUGGAAACAAAAGCAAUCGGCAACAUGAACGUGUUAAACACAGUGAAAUUGAACAAUAAUCGAUUAAGGGAGAUUCCAAGCGGCGCUUUUGCAGAGCUUCCUCGAUUACAGAUGGUUGAAUUGCAGGAAAAUGAACUGAAGCUGGUGUCAAACGUGGCAUUCUACAAAGUGCCAACAGUACUCAUGCUUAAUCUGAGUGGAAAUCAUUUGGGCAGUUUGGAGGAUUGCGGUCUUCGCGGUUUGCGAUCUUUGGAAAUGCUGGAUAUUAGCAGAAAUGAGAUUAUUACAGUCGAAGGUAGAUCUCUGGAGAGGAUGGAGUGGUUGGUAGAGCUGCGGAUGGACGAUAAUAGAAUUUGCAGCGUGAACGGAGCGGAGACCGCUUUCAAUGAAAUGCCGAGGCUUCGUGUGCUCAGUCUGAGGAACAAUAAGAUGAUGACAUUUCCGGAACGCGCGGUCCAGAAGCUCAGAGGAAAUCUUGCCGUCCUUGACAUAGAUGGAAAUCCAUUGAGCUGUUCAUGUAAUAUUCUUUGGUUGAGGGUUUGGAUGCAAGAGCAGUCAGCUUUGGGACCAAAGUGUCGAGAUGGGAGCCUCCUUCGAGACAUCAGACUAUCGCGACAAGAAUGCGCCGAGGCCAAGGAAGAGCCCGACCUGAUGGAUGUCGGUUGUGAAGAAGAAACAUCGCAAAUAUUCUCGCAGCAGCUGGAGCACUGGAGAAAUAGGACAAAGAUCGACAACAAGAACCAUCUGGCACCGUCGCCGGAAGAGAGCGAUUACUUCUACGACGAAUACGUCGACGAAUAUCCCUACAACGACACCUCCUCGCCUACCACCACUAGGAAACCAUCGAAGCGUUUUCCUGGUGGAGACACUCCGGUUAUUUACGCUGCCACCAGGAACAAGACGAAGAAUCCCGAAGGUCCAAAAGGGGUAAUCGGAUCGCCGAGUUCAAGCGGCUUCACGUUCUUCGGUCUGCCUCUUCCCAGUUUGAAUAACUUCUUGGGAAAUAUGAGGAUGGACGAUGGUAAACCGAAGAAAUUGGUGGAGGCCGAACGGAAGACGGCCAUUGUCAAUAAACCACUUGGAUUUUAUAAACCAAAGCCGGAGCAAACGAUCCUAGGGAUGUCGCCACCGCAGCAUCCUGAGAUUCACACCGGGUUUGUUCCUUUAUUACCAGGCUCCGGUGGAUUUACGCCUAUGGUGGUGGGACCUGAAGAAUUAUUCAGUGCGAAGAACUUUACUGCUCAUAUUGAGAAGGUCAAUCUGACACAGCAGCGGAGCCCCAGCGCCAACGUGUUGCAAAUAGAUCCUAACAAUUACCAGCAGAAUAGUCCGCCAAGUUUUUUGACUAAACGCGGACCAGUAGUGACGACAACCACUACUACAACACCCAAAACAACAACGGAAAUAGUAAAACCAACAACAGAAUUUGAUUACUCUCUAGAAACGGUAGAGGAGGAAGAUGACGAGCAGGUUGUUGAGCCAGUUAUAGAAACUACAGCGAGAAUAAUCGAAUUGGAACAACCUAAGAUAUUAACAACCACAGUAAAACCUCCAGACUUGGAGACGUCUUCUCAAGACGGAUUCGGGGAGAUCUUCAAGGAAAUCGUAGAGAAUGUUUCAAUUCCUCCAGAGAUUCCCAAUUUGGUGGUGACAACGCAGCAAACGAACAUCGAGAAUCUCGUAAACACCCAGACGAAAGCCACACCUUUAUCGGCGCUUUUGAUACCUGGAGGGCAGCAACCGCAGUUCAGACCGUCAGGUCGACCGAGCAUCACCAAAGUGGCAAACCCUCAUGCUUCGCAGCAAUCGUCUUUAGAGGUCGGCAAUGUUGAAAGCGACGAUGAAGACGACGUCGUGGAUUUCAUUACACCGUCAGCGCAUAAUCGCGAAGCAAAGAACGGUAUCUUAGAGGAGCGGGAAUCUCGUCCGGCGAUGGAACAACCAAAGGUUAACGAAGACGAUGUCAACAGUUGGUACUUUGCCAACUACAACAGAACCAAUCUGGAACCUUACGUGGGAACUGGCAAUUGGCAACAACAAAACUCGUCAUCACCGCAACAACUUCCGAUCAUCACAAUACCUGCUACCAUGGUGAUAUUGUUCAUAGUGAUGUUGAUAAACAACUGAGUGUAUAUACAAAAAUGCAGACAAAA
Molecule: messenger RNA, 4429 nt
Organism: Nicrophorus vespilloides
Lineage: Eukaryota; Metazoa; Arthropoda; Insecta; Coleoptera; Silphidae
Product: chaoptin-like
Exons: 4
Coding region: 18-4403 (1461 amino acids)
Molecular function (GO): protein binding
Source: RefSeq, a predicted model, not a curated record